Recurvomyces mirabilis is the source of this 1491-nucleotide messenger RNA. RefSeq lists its product as uncharacterized. The record is from RefSeq and is a predicted model, not a curated record. Gene Ontology annotation, cellular component: COP9 signalosome. Lineage: Eukaryota; Fungi; Ascomycota; Dothideomycetes; Mycosphaerellales; Teratosphaeriaceae. Gene Ontology annotation, biological process: ubiquitin-dependent protein catabolic process. The transcript has a single exon. The coding region runs from base 1 to 1491 and encodes 496 amino acids.
AUGGCAGACGCAGUAUCCACCCUGCUGUCCUUCCCGCCUGAUGACACUUCCUCCCUAUCAACGAAGAAGUACGACGACCUCGCCAACAAAUUCCUAAAGAGUCUCGAGAAGCAACCGAACGCCACAUGGACGAGACAGAUCGAAAAGAAGAACAUCCUCGAACUGCUCGACCCCGCCACAAACACAAUCCCCUACCUCUACGCCCUCAACGCCCAAGUCAACCUCGCACCCAAAGCAUCCACCACCCUCGACUCACACCUCCCACUCGCAGCGACCUUCCUCACCACCUUCGACCCCAUCCAGGCUCGCUACGUCGGUGAGGAAUUCCGCGUCCUCAUCGCCUGGGUCCUCGAAUGCGUCCCCGCAGCAGGGGUCGACUACCUCACAGCCGCAACCACCGGCCUCCUCCGCCUCGACCCCACCGCCGGCACCUUCACCUCCAUGCACCUCCUCAUCCUGCGUACCUGCCUCGACCAAGCCGUCCCCUCCCACGCCCUCCCCAUCCUCAACAAAGACAUCUACGCCUUCCCCUCCGAACCCACCAAGAACGUGCCGGAAGACUAUCCCGGCGAAGACACCGACCUAAGCAACACCUUCAUCACCACCAAAUCCGGCUUCAGCCAUAAGCUAAAACCGGAAUACAUACUCGAAUACUACCUCCUAGGCGCCCGAAUCUACCUAGGCCAACGCAACUACCCCCGCGCCCGCCUCUUCCUCGAAUACAUCAUCCUCACCCCUUCCUCCCAACACGCAGCCAGCGCCAUGCAAUCGGAAGCCUACGCCCAAUGGAUCCUUGUCGGCCUCCUUGACCAAGGGAAAAGAUACCCCCUCCCCCGAACCCACGACGGGGCAGUAAUGAAGAGUAUCCGUUCGGUCGCCAGACCCUACGAAGCGCUCGCCGAUUGUUUCGAGCAACGGGACUGGCGGAAAUUACAGGCGGAGAUGGAGGCGGGGAUGCAGACGUGGCAUAAUGAUGGGAAUUUGCGGGCGGUGCGUGAGGUGAGGGAGGCAUUGUUGAGGUUCCGCGUGCAGGAUUUGCAGAAGAGGUAUGCAGCGUUGAGUAUUGAGAGGGUGGGGUUGUACCUUGGUUUCUCCUCCGAGCAGACAUUGCAGAUGGUUGGGGAAAUGAUCCGACAGAAACAACUCCAUGCCUCCAUCACCCCCUCCCCAAACGACACAGCUGCGAACGCCGUCCUCCGCUUCCAUUUCGACAUCACUCCCGCAGUCCAAGACGACGAGCUCGAACAGCAGACCAAGCGGAUAGAGAGCCUUAUCACCUCCGUCCGCGACGCGGAUCGAAGACUACAAUUGACGAAGGAGUACGUGGAAUUCCAGAAACGACAGAAGCGAGCCGGGCCAGAUGCGGCGGAUCUGGCGGACCAGAUGGAUCUGAGCUAUGAGGCGCCUAUGGUAGCAGGGAGGGGGAUGGACGGGGAAGGGGAUUUCAUGGAGGAGCUGGAGGACGGGGAUGAGGAUAUUAUGGCUGGGUGA